AUGGCGUCUGCUAAGUGCCUCGUACCUGUGGAUACAUUUCGGCAAAAGUACGCGUCAGACUCUGCCGGCGGCUCGAGAGCAGUGUUUAUACUCGGAUCAUUAGCCAGUUUGCCUUCCGAGGACGUGGUUUGCCGACGAUCCAUUACACUGAGCGACGAGGACAAGAACACGUUCUCCAAGACCCUCGCCCUCCCACCAGACCGCUGGACUGAUCUGGACGCGAUUCUAGCGAGAUACUCACAGGACAAGGAAGUGAGCUUUGGCCCUCGCGUAAUUUACGCGACAGGGAACGACAUAUCCUGUGUGUCCGUACUGGCAAAGCUGAGGGAGUUUCUGAAAUCAUCUACCGACAAAGAUGGAGGUAUAUAA
Geodia barretti is the source of this 369-nucleotide messenger RNA. Lineage: Eukaryota; Metazoa; Porifera; Demospongiae; Tetractinellida; Geodiidae. The record is from the annotation of a GenBank genome assembly.